AUGAAAUUGGAUGUAGUCGUUUUGUUAUUUCUAGCCAUUCCAGCAACAAGAUGGCUGGAUUUAACAGACGAAGAUCACCAAAAGGCAACAAGUGAUAUAAGAUACGUGUACGCAAAUGUUGCUAAAGAGAUCAACGAUAUGUACAAAUCUAUUAACUCAAGUAGAUACACAUUCUCGACAAGAGUUGUUAAAUUAAUAAUAACCAAGGAAUCUCACGACCCUCCGUUUACAGAGUAUCACCCGGCGAGGAAGAACUUGCGUGGAAUCAAUAUGUGCCAAGCCAACAUCCAGUUCAGCAAAUGGCUGGAGAAGAAAAAACACUUUUUUCCAGCUUACGAUGUUGCCAUUGCCUUCAUGAAAUACGCGGACGGGCUAACUGGAAUGGGAUUCAAAGAAGGUGUGUGCUCGCCUUUGAACAGUGCAGUUGCAACAGAUAUGGGCAUUUACGGGACCAGCGAUACUGCUGCACAUAAGAUCGGACACAUCUUAGGAGCGAUGCACGACGGCGAGGGCAACAACUGUGCAGCAGAGGAGAGCCACAUCAUGACGCCACUUCAGAAUCCGAAAAACAAACACAAACACACCUUUUCUAGAUGUUCCGUCAAAUAUUUUGAAGAUUACGUCGCGAAUUUGACCGAGAGAAAAUUUAUUUUUUAUUUUUUAUUUAAUUUUUCAAAUUUUUCAGAAUAA
This is a messenger RNA of Helobdella robusta, 690 nucleotides long. RefSeq lists its product as hypothetical. The transcript is spliced from 6 exons. The coding region runs from base 1 to 690 and encodes 229 amino acids. Gene Ontology annotation, molecular function: metalloendopeptidase activity. The record is from RefSeq and is a predicted model, not a curated record. Lineage: Eukaryota; Metazoa; Annelida; Clitellata; Rhynchobdellida; Glossiphoniidae. Gene Ontology annotation, biological process: proteolysis.